AUGGCAGAGCCUACACGUCGAUCGUCACGCGUAGCGAAACGAGCGCAAAAGUCUGAAAAGAAAAAGCCGACUCCUUUGAAGCCUUUGCAGGACGCCUCUAGUCGCCCACAAUAUCGCUAUUGCUGGGGGCCAACCAGCCAGCGCGUUCCCAUCAUCUGCAACGGCAGUAUGUUCGAGGUCUCCCCUAGCCUGCGGGAUGGCCUGCAGCAAUUGUAUCAGUACAGUAAAACAUCAGGAAAUUCAUGGUUCUGGGUCGAUCAAAUUUGUAUCAACCAAGAAGAAGGUCUAGAGCGUACACAUCAGGUCCAGCUCAUGAACACAAUCUACUCGUCGAGCAUAAGAACAGUCAUAUGGCUCCCCCUCGACGAACCUACCGUAGUCGCAGCGAAGUCACUGAUACUUGAUUUCCGGAAAAUUCUUGUGGCAAGAGGGGAAAUACGUGCAGAAAUUGAAGAACGAGAAGGUGUUGUUGAAGAAGUGUCCAGUCAAGCCACAGUCAAAAUUAUGCCGAGCAGAGAAGAUGGCAGAUGGCCAGCGCUAAGAGAAUUACUUGGGCUUCCAUGGUUUCAACGAGUCUGGAUUAUCCAAGAGGUUGCUUUGUCUACCCGACCUGCAAUCAUGUUAUGUGGUACACAAAAUCUGUUAUGGCCAGUCCUUUAUGAAACAAUAGGAUGGAUGUAUAGACACCCCUUGGAAGUAAAUUUUGUGCUUGGAUCGUCCGAUGUUGAGCGCUUGGGCAUCAUCGGGAUGAAAACAACGUGGGUGGACGGCUCUGACCAGGUUACCUGGGACCUUCAAAGCCUUCUCCUGCUCUCGGAAAAUGCUCUUGCUACGGUUACGAACGACCAAGUAUUCGCAUUGCUAGGUCUGUGCAGAGAUACACGAGAGCCUGAGAAUUGGCCUGUCGAGUUAAAUCCGGACUACGAUAGACCACAGGCAGAAGUCUUGAUGAGUGUGACGAGGUAUUGCAUACGCCAGAAUUGCAAUUUGGAUAUGUUACAUCUCGUUGAUGCCACAGCUGGUGCAUUGGACGAUGGAAAUCCUUCAUGGGUACUGAAAUUGGGCCUUUACCGGCAGCGGCUUCGUAUUGAUACUGCUCAAGUGUUCACACACUCGAAUCAUAGGACGCUGGAAACAGCGUAUAGCGACGUAUCAAAUGGUCUACAUCCAGCAAUCGAUGACAAGACCGCACCUGAGAUUCUUCGUCUGCGUGGUACACGUGUUGAUAAGGCGAUCCUAUUUUGCAGAAGUUUCGUGUACGAUGACUUUUGGGACUCAAGUGGCGACAUAAAGAAGGGUAACCUGAGGUUGCGCGAUGAUAUCAGAGCUUCUUUGGAGUUUUGUGAAGAAAACUUGCCGUAUAUGCCGACUUCGGAAUUGCGAAGAGCUUUCUUCUUGGCUACGACGAGAGGUUUGACGCCAGAGUGGAACGAUGCGGUGGAUGAGCCCUUGAUUCAUUUUGAAACAUUCCUUGGAAUCCGAGAGGAAACCAUGGCAGAAGUCAAUCAUGCUCCUUGGGGCAGGCCGGAUCCGGGUCGGUAUUCCUUAAGGCUUGAUGCCAUGAAAGGUCGUCGCGUUUUCAUAACAUCUCAAGGAAGAAUUGGUGCAGGGCCGGAUCACAUGGAACCUAACGAUGUCAUUGCCGUCCUAUUCGGUGGUCAUUUCCCGCUAGUGCUGAGACGAAAAGACAACGGACAGUGGAGGUUUAUUGGCCUAUGUUAUAUCCCUGGAUUGAUGAAAGGCGAAGCACUUCAAGGCGAUGGAGCAAAGGAAGAAAACCAUGAGUGGUUUGACCUUAUCUGA
Parastagonospora nodorum SN15 is the source of this 1803-nucleotide messenger RNA. RefSeq lists its product as hypothetical. The transcript has 2 exons. NCBI's taxonomy places the organism in Eukaryota, Fungi, Ascomycota, Dothideomycetes, Pleosporales, Phaeosphaeriaceae. Bases 1 to 1803 code for a protein of 600 amino acids. The record is from RefSeq and is a predicted model, not a curated record.